Pipistrellus kuhlii (Kuhl's pipistrelle) is the source of this 300-nucleotide messenger RNA. Its product is annotated as binder of sperm protein homolog 2-like. The record is from RefSeq and is a predicted model, not a curated record. Gene Ontology annotation, cellular component: cell surface. The coding region runs from base 1 to 300 and encodes 99 amino acids. The transcript has 4 exons. Gene Ontology annotation, molecular function: heparin binding. Lineage: Eukaryota; Metazoa; Chordata; Mammalia; Chiroptera; Vespertilionidae.
AUGGACAAACUAAAAGCUACCUGUGUCUUCCCAUUUGUGUACGGAGACACGAUCUACUACAACUGCAUCUCCAAGCACAGCGACUACCCCUGGUGCUCCCUGGACCAUAAAUUCCAUGGGCGGUGGCGCUACUGCACGGGCCAAGACCCCCCCAUGUGUGUCUUCCCUUUCCGCUACCGAAGUAGAUCCUUCCAGAACUGCACCAAGAAGGGCUACAUCUUUCAGCGGAGUUGGUGCUCACUGACCAGCAAUUACGAUCAGGAUGGGAAAUGGAAGCAGUGCUCUCCUUACGAUGUAUAG